Thelazia callipaeda (thelaziosis nematode) is the source of this 1875-nucleotide messenger RNA. NCBI's taxonomy places the organism in Eukaryota, Metazoa, Nematoda, Chromadorea, Rhabditida, Thelaziidae. The record is from the annotation of a GenBank genome assembly.
AUGGAUGACAAGAAUAUGAAACAAGAAGUGGAAAGUUGUGAUUCGUCUGUUUUCAAUGAAGAAGAAAAUUCAGUUGUUGGAUGUAGCAAACAUACACAAAAAGACGAUGAAGAAUCUUCACAAGCUGCUUCUUUAGAAUGCGAAAAAAAAUUGAAUGAAGCCGUUGUUAUCAAAGCUCGUCAGCGAUGGAAGUUACUUUCUUCACAUUUACGGUGCUCUCAUAAUCAAAAAGACACUGCUUCAAAUGAUGUCGAAGCUAUGUUUGUUAUUUUUGAUGCAUUCCUCAUCUCGAAAUCUUCCACUUUAGGUCAUUGGUAUCACUUAAAAUCGCCUGUUGGUAGUGUUGAGCUUAUUGUUCAUAUUUAUUCAGUGAAUAACAUAACAUCCGACAUCUUAGUUGGUUUCAAUAACACAGGUAAUAUUAGGAUAUGGCCAUCAGAGGAAUAUUUAGCCUAUUAUUUGCUUAAAAAUAUGCAUAUAGUUCGAAAAAAAAGUAUCUUAGAACUUGGAUCAGGUAUGGUUGGUUUAAGUGGUCUCAUAUCGGCUUUGCUUGGUGCUAUAGAAGUGACUUUAACUGAUGGAAACGAAAAAUGUGUUGCAAACAUGCAGAAAAUUAUUGAAGCGAACAAGUUGAAUGAUCGUAUAGCUUGUUUGAUAUUAACUUGGGAAUGCCAUGUUCCAAACAAGCAGUUUGACAUUGUGUUAUGUGCUGAUUGUUUGUUUUUUACGGAACAACAUCAAGUGUUAUUGAAUAGUAUAUAUGGACAUCUCAAACCUGGCGGUACUGCUUAUAUAAUGGCACCAGAUCGUGAUGGUACAUUCCAAAUAUUUUUAAAUCGUAUUUAUCAAGAACGAUAUCGGUGGCGUAAUAUUACCAUUCAUCUGUGUAUUGAUACUGGAAAUGAAAUUUGUUUAAGAUUUCGAAUGCUAAAUAAUAAGCACUUUUUUCAGUAUCAAAAACUCGUUGAUUCAAUGCACUAUUCCUGUUUGCGACUACAGGAAGAAGUAGUGGAAGAAUUAUUCAGAAGAGGUCAGAAGUCAGAAUUUGCAGAGGAAGUCGUUGCGCAAGUUGCUUAUACUAUGGUCGACACUCUUAGUAGGACAUGGCCUAGUGAUCUGUUGCAGUAUGCCAAGCAUGCAAAACGUUCCGUCGUUAAUGUUUCAGAUUUGAAACUUCAUUUCCGGCGAAAUGAAUGCGUAGUAAGUUUUCUUUCUUAACCUUCUGCUAAUCAGAGAGGGUCGUCAUCAUCUGCGACAUCCUUCAAGUGCGCUUCAGAGCUUUUGGUCAAAGAAUCGACUAAUAACUUAACGUGGGAUGAAAAGAAGAUUACUAGUGACAAAGAUGAAACUAUAUUUUGUGAAACAACUGGAGUUGGAAAAUCGGUACGGAAAAGGAAAGCUGAAUGUAAGAUAAAACAAAAGAAGAUAAGCCAGGAAAAGGAACUGGAAGUUAGAAGUCUUUCUAAAUCGGUAGAAAAGGAAGAUCUAAAAGUCACUGAUGUUGAUGGUUUUAGGUCAUCAUAUUUGUUGGCACAAGGAUGUAGAAAAAGAUAUUUGAUUAAUACUAAUAGUUCCUUGAUUGAAUCUAAUCGGGAUAUAAGUGAUACUGGUCCAUUAAAUCCAUUAAAUACGGAAAUAAAGGAUAUGUCACGAAAGGAGUCAAGCAAUAUUAUAUCUCUGGGCUCAUCCACAUUAUUUGAUAUUUCUAAUUAUAGACGAAAAAAUAAUAGAAGUAGUGUGAAGGAAUUUGAUCAGAGGGAAGGAAUAAGUGAUUCAUUAAAGCACACAUUAGGAACGGAACCGGUGGAUAUACCAGUAAUGGGAAGAGAACCAUCAUUUAUGUCAUCGGGAAAUGAAUUCUGCGUUGCAGACGAA